AUGUCUAAAUCCCAAAGCAUCCCCAAUAUAGACGACCUCAGUCUCUACGAUUCAGAAGAAGAAGUUCCGGUUGACACGCCCGCGCACCGUAAAACAAAGUCUCGGGACGCCAACGGUGCACCCGCCGACAAUACUUCUGGCGCCUCGAAGCAACGACCCGAGUCCAAAUACACCGCUGAAGAAGCCCGUGAAGCUGCCCUCCGGAAAGAGCUCGAAAGCGUACGAAACAUCAACAAAGUAAUCGAAGAUGUCGUCUCCUCCCUCGAAAAAGCGAAAAGCAACAUGGAUACCGUCCACCGCACCGUAACCUCCGCCUCCACCCUCCUGAACACCUGGACCCGCAUCCUUUCGCAAACCGAACACAACCAACGUCUGAUCCUCAAUCCCAACUGGCACGGCGCCAGCCAAGAUCUCGCAGACAUCGAGUCCGAGGCCUUCCAGCGCCAGCAGGCGGCCGAGCAGUCCCGGAUUCACGAGCAGAUGCGGCGUGAAGCUGCUGCUAGAAAGGCCGAGGAGGAGGAGAGCAGGAGGGCCGAGGCGGGGAGUAGGCCUGCCAGUGGGGCGAGGGGGAGAGGGAGGGGCGUGAGAGGAGGUAGAGCUAGUGCUGGUGGUGCUGCAGGCAGAGGCGCAGGGGCUGGUGCAGGGAGUGGCAGCGGGAGUGGGUAUGUGGGGGUUGGUGGGCAGGGUGGACGGGGGAGUGGGAGGACGACGCCUGGUACGGGACGUGGGGCGAGUGGGAUUCCGGGUAGGGGUACAAGAGGGAGAGGUAGAGGGGUGGGAUGA
Molecule: messenger RNA, 783 nt
Organism: Coniosporium apollinis CBS 100218
Lineage: Eukaryota; Fungi; Ascomycota; Dothideomycetes
Exons: 2
Coding region: 1-783 (260 amino acids)
Biological process (GO): mitotic cell cycle
Cellular component (GO): DASH complex; mitotic spindle
Source: RefSeq, a predicted model, not a curated record